CUUUUUCACUUUGAACAUUGGCAUUAAAAAAAUAAAAAGAAAUGGCUCUUGUCUGGGAGCUCUUGCAGAACAGAAAUAGCUUCUUCACUGUUAGCUCUGACCCAGGACAGCACCUGACAGUUUCCUUUGCCUGGUGAACAAAGGACAGAAGCCAAGAGAACGCCAGCCUUGAGAGGAAUAAGAAUUCGGGGAAGAAGCGAGUGCCACGUGAGGGGUGAUCUCGCGAGAUCGUGUGUGGGCAGCCCCGCAAGUCACGAGGAUGACAGUUAUUUAGCGGUUAAACCACCACAGGUGACGCGCUUCGUCUUCUGUCACCUCAGGGGAGCGAGGGGAGUGGUUUCCCGCCUUUUCCAAAGUUCGGAGGCAGAAGCCGCGGAAGCUCUGGCUGGUUCUUUCUGCUGCUGUAAUAGGCGCAGGGGAGCAGUUCGCGUGGGCACCGGGUCCAUAGUUUUUAAGUUUUUAUUUUAUUAGAAGUAAAGGCAGUUGCGUACGUGAGGACGCCGCCCAGAGAGCUGGGCCAUACUCAGAUAUCUCCCUUAGUCAGCCACCCGGAGCCUUCUAAUGGUGGUUGGUAGCGGGCUAAGAACCUAGGUAAUUACAAGUGGAAGGGAGAAAAUGGACAAGCAAAAGUCCUUUGCUUUAUUUGUACCACCGAGAUAUAGCAGCAGUCAGGUGUCUGCAGUGAAACCGACUUUGGGAGGAGAUUCUAAUGUCUUCAAGAGUUUCAGCAAAUGUGUUGAAGAUGAUUUUAGUUUUCCAUUUGCAAUGCCCAGUCUCUCCAAAAAUGUGGAAAACAUUAACUCAGAUCCUGGUAUACAAAAAGUUAGCUUUUUGCCCAUGCUGGAACAGGUUGAUAAUUCUGACAGUUGUCACCACCAGGAAGCAGUAAAAGACACUAAUUUUGAGAAUUCAGAGCCAAUGAGCAAGCUGUACUCAAAGCUAUAUAAGGAAGCUGAAAAGAUCAAGAAGUGGAAAGUAAAUGUAGAAUUAGAACUGAAGCAGAAAGAAAAUAAAUUGCAAGAAAAUAGAAAGAUAAUUGAAGCCCAACGAAAAGCCAUUCAAGAACUACAGUUUGAAAAUGAAAAAGUAAGUUUGAAAUUAGAAGAAGGAAUUCAAGAAAACAAAGACUUAAUAAAAGAAAAUAAUUCUACAAGGCAUUUAUGUAAUGUACUCAAAGAAACCUGUGCCAGAUCUGCAGAAAAGACAAAGAAAUAUGAAUAUGAACGGGAAGAAACUAGACAAGUUUAUGUGGAUUUAAAUAAUAACAUUGAGAAAAUGAUAAUAGCUUUUGAGGAGCUACGUGUCCAAGCUGAAAAUUCCAGACUGGAAAUGCAUUUUAAGUUAAAGGAAGAUUGUGAAAAAAUCCAACAUCUUGAAGAAGAAUAUAAGAAAGGAGUAGAUGAUAAAGAAAAACAGAUAUCGCUGCUACUGACUCAAAGUACCGAGAGAGAAAAUAAAAUGAAAGAUUUAACAAUUCUUCUAGAGGAAUCCAGAGAUAAAGUUAAUCAAUUAGAGGAAAAAACAAAACUACAGAAUGAAAACUUAAAAGAAUCAAAUGAGAAGCAAGAUCAUUUGACAUCAGAGCUGGAAGAUAGUAAACUGUCUUUGCAAAGAAGUAUGAAUACUCAAAAGGCUUUAGAGGAAGAUUUACAGGUAGCAACAAAAAAAAUAUAUCAGCUUACUGGAGAAAAAGAAGCUCAGCUGGAAGAAUUUAAUAAAACUAAAACCAAUUAUUCAUCUUUGGUUACUGAACUUAAAACAACUAUAUGCAACUUGAAAGAAUUAUUGACAACAGAACAGCAAAGAUUGGAAAAAAGUGAGGAUCAAUUGAAUGUACUUACCAUGGAACUUCAGAAGAAAUCAAGUGAACUCGAAGAGAUGACUAAGCUUAAAAAUAAUAAAGAUAUAGAACUUGAAGACCUGAAAAAGAUAUUGGCAGAAAAACAAAAGCAUUUAGAUGAAAACAAACAGUUUGAAAAGAUUGCUGAAGACUUAAAAGGAACAGAGCAAGAACUGAUUGGUCUACUCCAAACCAGAGAGAAAACAAUAGAUGAUUUGGAAAAACAGUUAACUGCUGUUGCAGCAAGUGAACAACAUUUUUCCAGACAACUUAAAGAGCUGAAAACUGAACUUGAAAAUGAGAAGCAUAAGAAUAUUAACCUAACUGCAAGCUGUGACAGAUUUUCACUGGAGAACAAAGAACUAAUGCAAGAAACAAGUAACAUGACACUAGAACUCAAGAAACUUCAAGAAAAUAUUAAUCAUAGCAAAAAGCAAGAAGGAAAGAUGUUGAAACAAAUAGGAAAUCUGGAAGAAACGGAAACACAAUUAAGGAAUGAACUGGAGUCCGUGAGAGAAGAACUAAAGCAGAAAGGAGAUGAAGUGAAAUUUAAAUUGGAUAAGAGUGAAGAAAAUGCUCGAAGCAUUGAAUGUGAAGUUUUAAAAAAAGAAAAACAAAUGAAGAUAUUAGAAAACAAGUGUAACAACUUAAAGAAACAAGUUGAAAAUAAAAGCAAGUGCAUUGAAGAACUCCAGCAGGAGAAUAAGGCCUUAAAAAAGAAGGGUACAGCAGAAAGCAAGCAACUGAAUGCAUAUGAGACAAAGAUUAGUAAAUUAGAAUUUGAACUAGAUGGUACCAAACAAAAAUAUAAAGAAAUGACUGACAACUAUCAAAGAGAAAUUGAGAACAAGAAGAUGUCAGAAGAAAAUCUGUUGGGAGAGGUUGAAAAAGCUAAAGUCAGAGCUGAUGAAGCUGUCAAAUUACAGAAAGAAACUGAUAUACGAUGUCAACAUAAAAUAUCUGAGAUGGUUGCACUUAUGGAAAAACAUAAGCACCAGUAUGACAAGAUUGUUGAAGAAAGAGACACAGAAUUAGGACUUUAUAAGAACAAAGAACAAGAACAGUCAUCACUGAAAGCAUCUUUGGAGAUUGAAUUGUCAGAUCUCAAAAAUGAACUUACAUCUACUAAGAAAGAACUUGAAUUAGAAAGAGAAGAAAAUGAAAAACUGAAAAGAGAGGCAGAAGAAAACAUAGUAGCUCCCAAAGAACAAAGAGACAAGAAAACACAGACAUAUUUAUUGGAAACACCUGAAACUAAUUAUUGGAAAUCUGAUUCUAAAGCUGUUUCUUCACAAAAUAUACAUCGAAGUUUCACAUCAGCUAAUCUUGGUAAAGUCAAAGAUAAAAAAGAAUAUCAGCGGACGUCUGCCAAAAGCACUAUGUCAACACCAUUACCAAAGACAUAUACUGUGAAGACACCUACAAAACUGAAAAUUCAGCAAAGAGAAAACAAGCCUGUACCUACUGAAGAAUGCAAUAGAAAGAGAAAAAUGGUCUUUGAAUUUGACGUUAACUCAGAUAGUUCAGAAACUACUGAUCUUUUGAGCAUGGUUUCUGAGGAAGAGACAAUGAAGAAGCUGUACAAGAACAAUAAUCCACCAACUUCUCAUCUGUAUGUCAGAACACCAAAAAAGAGUCCUUCAUCUCUAACAACCCCUGGAUCUACACUGAAGUUUGGAGCAAUGAGAAAGCAAGAGGACCGUUGGGCUGUAAUUGCUAAGCUGGAUAGGAAAAAAAAACUAAAGGAGGCAGAAAAACUAUUUAUUUAAUUUCAGAAAAUUAGUGUGAUUAAGGAUCAUAAUGUCCAAUUUAUAGUUAAUUUUUAUUUCUUGAAGAACACAAUUUUAAUUGUGAUGUUUUAUAUAUGAUAAACAGUUAAUGUUUCUUUAUAUUUUGAUCUAAAUCUGAGAAAACCUAUUUACUACCUGAAAAUUUGUAAUUGUUUCAUACAGUUAGAUGAUUGUAGUUCCACUUUUUUGUUUUUUUAUAUUAUUUUAUUGGGAGGAUUAACCAUUAAGUUUACAGUAGUACAGUUUUUUAAUUUCUUUAUUGGGUGAUUAAUGGUUUACAGUCAACAGUAAAAUACAAUAGUUUUUACAUGUGUAUUUCUACUUUUUUGUAUUCAUGAAAGCUAUUUUUGCUGUUUUCAUGUUUGUCAAAGUAACUACUUAAUGCUGGUAAUAACAUUGAGAACUGCUCUUUUUUAUUAUUAAAACAUUUUGGGAAUAAGCUUCUUGAUGGUUCUAUGAAGUCAUCUGAAUAGUUGAUUUUAUAAUGUUGAAAUUUAUUUUUACAUAUUGAGGUUAUUUUAACCAACCUUCAACUUCUGAAACAGCUUUUUUGUGUUCACAAAAAUGGACAAAAGGCUUUUAGUUGCAGGAAGAAAAACCAAUAUCGGUAUGACUUUCUAAUAUACUUAAUUUAUUGAAUAUUCAUUAUGCAAAUAUUUAUUAUCUAACUGAAGUCAAGAACAGUUCUAGAUACUGGAGAUGUAAAUGUGAAACACACACAGAAACAAACCUAUUUUCUAGAGCUUAAGAUAAGUGAAAAAUAUAUUAAUGAUAAUCAGUCAGGGAAAAGUAUUAGGAAUUAUGAAAUUGGUCAGAAAUUUAUGUUAGGUGACCUUCACUGAAAAAGAAAGAGAAAUAUUUAUAUGAAGGUCUGAUGAGGUCUGAUGAAUACCAAGUAAACGUGUUAACAUAGGGGUGAGGUUAGAGGGAUGGACAUUCUUGAAAGAAGGAACAGGAAAUACAAAGAUCCAGAAUUGGGUGUAUAUCCAUUAUAUUCUGUAGUACUGUCACUGAGUGCAAUGUCAUUGAAGAACUGAGUGAAUAAAAAGUAGAAAAGACCCGAUAAUUAACAGGAAGGGGAGUUUGGGUGGACAGACCACUUUUAACAUCUUUAUAAGAACUUUGGCUACUUUGAAUAAGAUGUGAAUUAGUAAAUACCUUUGAGCAAAAACAGAUCAUGAUCUGAUUCAGAUUUUAACAUAAAGACUUUUCUGGUUGCUAUAUUGUGAAUAGUUUGAAAAGAAAGUAAAGGAAUAAAACAGAAAACAGAUGGUAUUUUAAUAAUGCAUAUGAGAGAUGAUAUUAAGCAUUUAAAGUUAGAUAUGGAAUGUGAUAACAAUGUCAAUUUUUUUGACCUGGGGUCUUGAGCAGUGGUUCACCCAGUUUCACACCAUGUACAAAAUUCCCUCCUACAGGGGUUGGGGCUUGGGUGUCUUUAUUCCUAUCUCUCAUUCCCCUCUCAAUUUCUGUCUUAAUCAAAUAUGAAAAAUAAAUAUUAAAAGUAUUUAAAA
Molecule: messenger RNA, 5141 nt
Organism: Erinaceus europaeus (western European hedgehog)
Lineage: Eukaryota; Metazoa; Chordata; Mammalia; Eulipotyphla; Erinaceidae
Gene: SYCP1
Product: synaptonemal complex protein 1
Exons: 33
Coding region: 616-3609 (997 amino acids)
Biological process (GO): chiasma assembly; meiotic DNA repair synthesis; synaptonemal complex assembly
Cellular component (GO): transverse filament; central element; male germ cell nucleus
Molecular function (GO): double-stranded DNA binding
Source: RefSeq, a predicted model, not a curated record